AAACUAGGUCACCAGGUCAAAUCAAAGGAAAAGCUUGUUAACACUCUUGAGGCCAUAUUUAUGACUGUAUCUUCAUGAAACUUAGUCAGAAUGUUAAACAUGAUGAUCUGUAGGACAAGUUCAAAUCUGGGUCAUGUCGGGUCAAAAACUAGGUCACCAGGUCAAAUCAAAGGAAAAGCUAGUUAACACUUUAUAGGCCACAUUUAUGACAUAUCUUAAUGAAACUUGGUCAGAAUGUUAAUCUUGAUGAUCUUUAGGUCAAGUUUAAAUCUGAUUUAGGUGGGGUCAAAAUCUAGGUCACUAGGUCAUAUCAAAGGAAAAGCUUGUUAACACUCUAGAGGCCACAUUUAUGACUGUAUUUUCAUGAAACUUAGUCAGAAUGUUAAACUUGAUGAUCUUUAGGUCAAGUUCGAAUCUGGGUCAUGUCGGGUCAAAAACUAGAUCACGGGGUCAAAUCAAAGGAAUAGCUAGUUGACACUUUAGAGGCCACAUUUAUGACCAUAUCUUAAUGAAACUUGGUCAGAAUGUUAAUCUUGAUGAUCUUUAGGUCAAUAGGUCAGGUGAGCCAUACAGGGCCUUCAUGGCCCUCUUGUUAUGCUUUAAACAUGUGAUGUUAGUUAUCAACUUAUUGAUGCUGUAAAGGCAUAAACCCUUAUUUGUAUUCAUUUUUUGACACAAAAGUAAUUUCCGAAAAGUCUCACUUAAUAAAAAAAAAUUAAAAAAGAAAAAUUUACAAAUCUACCUACCCUAAUUUUUUUAGCAUGUUACUGGAAACAGACAGUUUGUUUUACGCCUUAUCAUUAUGACCAUCAUUGUCAUUUUUAAUAUCUUUGCAUGCUUUCUUAACUUUGGUAUGCUCAAAGCUGUAUUUUCUUGAAUAUGCCAUUCUGGAAAAUCAUUCAUCUGAAAUUUUCAUUUGUUGAAUUUGAUAAACAAAAAAAUGCUUCCUUGAACUUAUCAUUUGUAGAAAUGUAUUUCCUUUUUGCCAUUCUGAAAAUGGAAGUAUUUUCUUGAACUUGUCUGUCACAAACCUAUGCUUUUAUUAAUUUGCCAUUCUGAAUCCUACUGUCUUGAAUUUGCCAUUCUGAAUGCUACUAUCUUGAAUUUGAUUUGCCAUACUGAAUGCUAAUGUCUUGAAUUUGCCAUUCUGAUUGCUACUAUCUUGAAUUUGAAUUUACCAUACUGAAUACUACUGUCUUGAAUUUGCCAUUCUGAAUACUACUGUCUUGAAUUUGAAUUUGCCAUACUGAAUGCUACUGUCUUUAAUUUGCCAUUCUGAAUACUACUGUCUUGAAUUUGCAAAUUCUGAAUUCUACUGUCUUGAAUUUGCCGUUCUGAAUGCAACUGUCCUGAAUUUGCCUUUCUGAAUGCUACUGUCUUGAAUUUGAAUUUGCCAUACUUAAUGCUACUGUCUUGAAUUUGCCAUUCUGAAUGCUACUGUCUUGAAUUUGCAUGUCAGCAAGCAUAUUCUUACAAGAAGCCUGCAAGUAUGAGAGGCGCAGGUAAAAUUUCUACUGCAUAAUAAGUAAAUAGUAGAUCAAAGAAAAUAUCAUUGCUUAUACAGUAACAAACUUAUUCCGAAAGAAAAUGUAUUCAGAUUUUCUACUACUGAGCAUGCUGUAGUGUUUAGUGUCUAGCUCCUUUUAGUUGAUUACAGUUGAAAGUUUCACAUGGGUUUUAGGAGUGAGCUUUAUCAUACUGAUUCUAUUUUCUAGGUCAAGGUCGUCAAGUAAAAGUUCAAGGUCAAGGUCUCGUUCAAGGAGCCAGGGGAGUGAUAGAAGUAAAGGCAGUUCAACUCCAAGGGCACGGUCACCAUAUGACCGGCCACGCAGACCGACACCCUCAGCUCACCGCAAAACCCCACAUGUAAGGACAGACUCUGUGCUAGGAAGUGCUGAUGUCACAAGAAAAGAUAUAUACAAUGAGCCAUUGUCUGAGCAAAGUCAUUCCACCAAGACGUCCAAGUUGGUAAAUGUUGACGAGAAAGACGAAGUGAUUCAAGCCCUACAGUAUCAACUGGAAAAACAAAAACGCAAACAACUUCGACAAGAAAGGAGAUUGGUGCGGCAAGCAAGAAAAAUUAACAAGAUUCGGCGAAAGAUCAGAGACUCAGAUGUAUCCCACAAUGAGUCGGGACAGUCGUCACACACAGACCGCUCUGAUAGAACAAAAAGUCGUAGAUCAUCAUCAUCUGAUACAGACACAUCACCACAGAGACGAAAAGGAAGUCCUGAUGGUACGAGCUACGGAGAGUCACCUGACCUUCAGAGUCAGCGGAGGUCAUCACCAGGGUUACGAAUGAACCAGGAAGUGUUGGCAAGAUGGCGUGAUGAUGGUUGGUUCUACAGGGGCUGUGUUGUCGCUGAUGGGAAAGACCAGAAAUACGUGAUUAGGGACUGUACAGGGUACAUGGAGACUAUACUAAGAGAUGAUAUUCUCACAGAUACUGAACACAGAUUUGAUGCAAUACAGCCAGAAGAUCAUGUGAUAGGCUUACAUCCUAAAUACGUAUUUAGCUAUGCCCCGGCAGAGGUUCUCGGUACAUACGCUAACAGCAGUGUCAAGGUUGAGUUUUUCGAUGGAAAUAUUUCUGAACUGACAUCAGGAGAAGUAUAUAAGAUCUCAAAGGCAAAAUAUGAACAAGUGGUCGAAUAUAUAAAGAGAUGUGAGAAGAAUUUGAUUGGACUUUCAGUUGUUGCCAGGGACGAUGAUACUGGCUUGUAUAAACUUGCUGUGGUUGAUUCAAGAGUUGGUCUUGGACAGCAGUACUACAUUAAAUGGCUGGAUGGCGACAUGAGCAAGCAAAACGCAAACCAUAUUUUUGAGGUCGGGAAACGGCAGACUCGCCAUGAAGACUGGUCCCAUGUUUUAGCUCCUGUCAGCCAGCAUAGUAUGACAUUUAUGCCAGCAGAAGUGAUACAGUCUAACCCAUUUGUUGUACAAUUUUGUAAUGGAAAAAGGUCAUCUGAUGCCACAUUUGACCAAUGUUUCUGGUUGAGCAAAGAAUAUUACAGUAACGCCAGGGGAUAUUUAAUGGAUAUGAAGUACAGAAAACUUACAGAUGAUAUACAUUCCCAUAGAGAUAGAGAAUAACUUUUUUUGAAACUGACGUUAGAUCUAGCAAAUAAAAGCUUCACUAACUAUAGAAAAUACACAGAAACUAUUCUUCAAGAAUUAAGAAUUGACUUGUGGAAACUGAAGAAAUCAAGGGGAACAAUCAGUUUGAGAAAGUGAUUAGUUUAUGAAAAAGGCUAUAUAACAUAGAUAUACACAGUGGCUGAGAAAUAUGUUUAUGAAGAAAUGUAAGGUAAUAUACAGUAAAAUGUGUGCAUAUAGACUAGCUUUUAGAAACAGACUGUCAGUUUUAGGUAAUGUAAAAAAUAUAGAAGUUAUAGAGACGAAUACAGACAAUCUCAGCCAUUUCCCCAAGAGACAGCACCUUGUUUGUGGAUACAGACUAUAGAUCAAGGGAGUAUACUAUGAUAUAAAUCAUAACAAGGGAUAUUACUCAUAGUAUAGUCAGUUAAGAUACAAAGGCUAGCACUGUAUAUAGACUGUUUAUAAUAAUGACAACAGAUAUUUAGAAACCCCCAAGAUUGAUACAAGGGGGGUAAAUCUUACCUUGUCUGUUGCCAGAAUACAGUCUAGAUUGUACUAUUAGUUAUUAGUAUCAAUAUCAAAUUAUUACAUUAUGUGCUGUUGGCUUAAAAUAAAUUUAAAACAGUUUCUUGUAUGUUUAUACACCACACAACAUAUAUGGUAUUUACAAUGAAUUUAUUAAGUAGUUUUUUUAGUAUCGAGUAACAGGUUUUUAGACCAAAAUUGUUGCAUUUAUCUUUUACUGAAUAAGAAAGGGAGCUAAAUCUUACUGUAGAUUAGAUAAUAUUUUUUUUUAAUAAUUUCUUUUGACCCGCAAUAUUAACAAGCACUACCGUAUACCCUGAAAUAAAUGCACCUAGGAUGAUUGCAUUUUUAUAGUUGUAUACAAAUAAACUACAAAUAAAACAUCUUAUGAUAUGAACCUUAAUUAUUGGAGGUGUAUAAGGUAUGUUCCAAAAUAUAACUCGUAACAUGAAUUUUAAAUUACGUGAAAAGAGUCGUUUACAAGCUAACCACGAAAGAAAACUCAGUGACGCAAAAAAACAGCCAGUCAACAGUUAUUUUUUUGCAAGCCCUUUGAAAUAAAAAUGAUAAGUGUCUUUUUGCCUAUUUUAUAUACACUGGAUUAGUUUUUAGACCUAGAUAAUAAUUAUUAUGUGGUUUUAUAGUCAGUACAGGUUAGUGUGAAUGUGCUGAUUUUGUAUGGACUUGCAAUAGAAACACAUUAGCAAUAUACACAGGAGAUUUUGUUUUGUCAAAAUUAAGAUCUGUUUUCAUAUUCAUUCUCAUGUUCCAAAAUAAUUUUUUUUUUGUACAAAAUUCUUAAUAGUACUUUUUUUCUCUGAAAACUUAUACACUUUGAAAAAUACAAUAAUUUGUAAAAUAAUAUACACAUGGAUAUAACUUCUUAAUAUCGCUGAUGGCAAUAUUCCUAGCAGUCAGAAACUGAACAGGUAGAAUACAAGACAAUGAAUCUAGAGAUCACAAGCUCUAUCUAACAGGCAAGCGCUCUUUCCCCACAAGCUCUAUCUAACAGGCAAUGCUGUCUCCUCACAAGCCCUUUCUACCAGGCGAGCACUAUCUCCCCACAAGCUGAGAUCUAUCUCCUGAGAAGCAUUUUUUCUAGACAAGCUCUAUCUCGAGAUGAGCUCUAUCUCUGGUCAAGUUAUAUCUUGAGACAAGAUCUGUCUUUAUUUAACAAGCUCUGUCUCCUUAUUCUCCUGACAAGCUCUAUCUAGAUAAAUUCUAUCUUCAGACAAGUUCUAUCUCCUCUUUCUCCAAAUGAGCUCUAUCUCUGGACAAACACUAUCUGCAGGUGAGCUUUAUUGCCAGACCAGCUCUAUCUGCAGCUGAGCUCUAUCCCAACUGAGCUCUUUCUCUGGACAAACACUAUCUGCAGGUGAGCUUUAUCACCAGACCAGCUCUAUCUGCAGCUGAGCUCUAUCCCAACUGAGCUCUAUCUCUGGACAAACACUAUCUGCAGGUGAGCUUUAUCGCCAGACCAGCUCUAUCUGCAGCUGAACUCUAUCCCAACUGAGCUCUAUCUCUGGACAAACACUAUCUGCAGGUGAGCUUUAUCUCCAGACCAUUUCUAUCUGCAGCUGAGCUCUUUCCCAACUGAGCUCUAUAUCUGGAGGAAAUUUCACCUGUGCUAUAAUAAAUAAAAAAUAGCUUAUAAACUUAAUUAAAUCUUGGUGUUGACAAAAAGGUUUUGCAAUACAGACAUCAGCUGUAGCUGUCUCAUUUAUUUCAAGCACAUCUAUAUCUUAGAAUGAUAACUUGUUAAUAAGAUGUAUAAUUUAUUCUGUUAUUUCUAUAUCGUUUAGUGAUAUUAGUAACUCUUUUUAUUGUAUUUAUUAUCAUUAUCAUAUUUGCUACUGCCAUAAAGAUUGAAAUGGUUACCGUAGCAUUUAAAUUGUUUUUGGCUUAAUCAUUAUACAAAUGUACAUAUUCAGUAAUAUUUUAAAAUCAUUUUUUUUAUUUUGUUCUAAAACCUUCAUUAUUUUACUUUAUAUCAUAAUUAAUGAUCAGAACUAAAAGUAAUAUGUCUGUGCUUAUUUUUUUCUGCAAGAAAUGUAUUUCUAAGUGUGUAAUCUAUAUAAGUUAAGAGAAAUUACUGACUUGUGGAUUGCAAAAGACAAGAAAAGCCACAGAACCAAAAUUAAUAAUGAAUAGUUUACUGUAUGAUGUACAGUCAGACCUGGUCUUAAGAUCACCUGUGAACAGAUACAACCUGGCUUUUAAGGCCACAUAUUUCUGAUCUCAUCAGACCAUUUUAAAUGAGCCGUGCCAUGAGAAAACCAACAUAGUGGAUGCGCAGGCUGGUCUGGAUCCAUGCUGGUCGCAAAGCCACUAUGUUUGUUUUCUCAUGGCACGGCUCAAAUGUAGUUUUACCUUGAAUAAAGGUAACUUAUAAAGAAAGAUCAGUCUAAUGGUUCUUCAGGUUGUGGUCUUUAUGUACAGGUUUAUCAACUUGUGCUAAAGAUCACCUCUUGACAGAGGCCACUCCGCUCUUAAAGUCAUCAAUUUCUUAUCUGAUCAAACCAUUUGAAAUGGAUUUUCUUGUGAGUAAAGGCCACCUGCAAAUAAAGGCUAUUUUAGGCUGUUGGUGUUUAUAAAAUGGUUGUCAACCUGUGUUUAAAGCCCAUUUGUGAACAUAGACCAUCUGAUCAGAGACCAUCUAAUUGUAAAAGCCACUGAUUUCUUAACCAAUAAAGUGUAUUUAACCUGUGAAUGAAGGCCACCUUCAAAUAAACACCAUGUGGUCGUUUUAUACAGGUUUUACUGUAUGUAUUUAUUGUUACAUUUGCCUAAGUGUUUGUUGAUGCUUGCUUUUUUUUAAAGAUGAUUUUGAUUAGUCAUCAGAGUCUGUGAUACUUACUAGAAAUUAAAAAUGCUCAUUUUA
Mercenaria mercenaria is the source of this 6505-nucleotide messenger RNA. RefSeq lists its product as uncharacterized. Bases 2299 to 3093 code for a protein of 264 amino acids. The transcript has 9 exons. The record is from RefSeq and is a predicted model, not a curated record. Lineage: Eukaryota; Metazoa; Mollusca; Bivalvia; Venerida; Veneridae.